AUGAAUCGAGUUUCCAUCUGGGUGAUCUUCAUUUCCUUGUUUCUCCUCCUCAACAUGACAAAUUCUGUAGAGGAGGAGACCAGAAACUCACUUAUAAGCUUUCUUACAAAACUCUCUACCAAUAAUGGCCAACCUGAUCUCAUUUUAGGCUGGAACUCGACCCUUGAUCCUUGCAAGGACAGCUGGCCUCGUGUUGCCUGCGAUCGUCGAAAUACUUCUGUGACAAAGUUAUUUCUUGAAGGGUUAAAUCUCAAUGGAACUCUUGAUGCCACUUCCCUUUGUAGCAAGCGGCUUGCUGCAUCUCUUUAUCUUCUUUCUCUUGCUGGCAACAACAUUGGUGGAGGAAUCCCAGAUGGGAUUUCAAAAUGCAAGCAACUCACUUACAUUUAUGUAAGAGGAAACCAAUUCUCUGGAAACCUUCCCAGCUCGUUUCCCAUGUUAGGAAAUCUGAAAAGACUUAAUAUUUCAAACAACAAGUUCUCUGGUAACCUGCCAGAGUUGUCUCGGAUCUCAGGUCUGACAAUGUUCCUCGUUCAAAACAACCAGCUGAGCGGGGAGAUACCCAAAUUUGACUUCUCCAAUCUUGUGCAAUUCGAGGUUUCCAACAACAACUUCAGCGGCCUUAUUCCAGACGGUGGCAGCCGUUUCCCUACAAGCAGCUUCUUGGGCAAUCCCGGACUAUGCGGAGAUCCAUUGUCACAAAAAUGUGUGUCUCUAGAGGAGACAGUGGAAAACAAGUCAAAGGGUGUCUCAAAGGAUCAGAUUCUUAUGUACUCAGGCUAUGCUUUGGUUUUUCUCAUGUUUAUUAUUUUCAAGGUGUGCAAAAGAAAAAAGAGAGGAGAAGAGAGGGUUGAGGCAGCAAACAAGGUGGCAUCAAUUGAUGAUAGUAUAAUCAGCAAGCAUAACGCUGCAUCAAGUGAGUACAAAUCAGAUGUGAGCAGGUCAGAAUACAUGGAAAUUUCAGCUGAAAGUCAGCUGGUUUCGACCUCUCUGACAGUCCUUGAGAGCCCUGUGGUCAAUGGACUGAAAUUUGAGGACUUGCUAAGUGCUCCAGCCGAGUUGCUUGGAAGAGGAAAGCAUGGUACCCUCUAUAAGGUCUUGUUUGAGAAUGGGAUAGUCCUGGUAGUCAAAAGGAUUAAGGAUUGGGCAAUCUCAAGCACCGAGUUUAAGCAGAGGAUGCAGAGGAUGGGCCAAGUGAAGCAUCCAAAUGUAAUGCCAGCUCUUGCCUUCUAUUGUUCCACAUAUGAGAAGCUUUUGGUCUAUGAAUAUCAUCCCAAUGGAAGUCUAUUCGGGCUUCUCCAUGGAACCCCCAUGAGCCAAGCAUUUGAUUGGGCAAGCAGAAUUGGUGUUGCAGCUAGCAUUUCUGAGGCAUUAGCCUUCAUGCAUCAGGAGCUAAAAGACGAUGGGAUUGCUCAUGGAAACUUGAAAUCCUGCAACAUCUUGAUGAACAAGAAUAUGGAGCCUUGCAUCAGUGAAUAUGGUCUUAUGACGUCUCUGGAUAGUAAAUAUGGCUCAUCUCUUACUGGGAGCGAAUCAUCUAGAUCUAGAGCCUUCCAAGGGGACAUUUAUGGACUUGGUGUCAUUCUUCUCGAGCUGCUUACUGGAAAGAUGGCACAGAACAGUGGAGUUGACCUGGCAGAUUGGGUUGUCUCAGUUGUUCGAGAGGAGUGGACUGCUGAAGUCUUUGACAAGGUCCUAAUUUCAGAAGGUGCAAGUGAAGAGAGGCUGCUAAACUUGCUGCAGGUGGCCAUUAAAUGUGUUAACAAUUCGCCUGAUGCAAGGCCAAGCAUAAAUCAAGUUGCUACCAUGAUCAACACACUAAAAGAUGAAGAUGAUAGAUCCAUGUCUUUUGAACCAUCACUACAGUAA
Messenger RNA from Corylus avellana, 1869 nucleotides. The record is from RefSeq and is a predicted model, not a curated record. Lineage: Eukaryota; Viridiplantae; Streptophyta; Magnoliopsida; Fagales; Betulaceae.